UGUGUGUGGCUGCCUCAGGUUUUUUUUUUUUUCCUGUCAGGGGUGGUGGCCGCUGAUGUUUUGCUCCACUCUGCAUGACAAGCUCUCCAAAGCAUGGGAAUGUUGGGAGGUGAAUUUUCCGCAAAGUAAUUCGAAAGUUAAUUCAUAAGUUAUUGUAUUAUCUCAAAGAAGUACACUGCCCCCGAUGGUAUUAUUCUGUGGAGUUACACUGUGAUCCGCAAGGCUGUUCUGGGAGUUUUAACAGCAACCAAGUUUGGACAAAAGAGUCGUGCGCUAUCGUUAGCCGGGUGACGAGCAGAAGACAUUCCUCCACCCAGCGCGAUGCAGGCCAUAAAGUGUGUCGUUGUAGGGGACGGAGCUGUGGGGAAAACAUGUCUACUCAUCAGCUACACCACCAACGCCUUCCCGGGAGAGUACAUCCCCACUGUGUUUGAUAACUACUCAGCAAACGUGAUGGUAGAUGGGAAGCCAGUCAACCUGGGCCUUUGGGACACAGCGGGACAAGAGGACUACGACCGACUCCGCCCACUGUCCUACCCACAGACGGAUGUGUUCCUCAUUUGUUUCUCACUUGUGAGUCCAGCGUCGUUUGAGAACGUUCGCGUCAAGUGGUUCCCUGAAGUGAAUCACCAUUGUCCCAAUACUCCCAUCAUCCUGGUGGGAACCAAGCUGGACCUGAGGGAAGACAAGGAGACAUGCGAUAAGCUGAGGGACAAGAAGCUCAGCCCCAUCACCUAUCCCCAUGGCCUGGCCAUGGCCAAAGAGAUCGGGUUGGUGAAGUACCUGGAGUGCUCCGCCCUGACCCAGCGCGGCCUUAAAACGGUGUUUGACGAAGCCAUCCGGGCGGUUCUGUGCCCCCCACCGAAAAAGAAGAAGAAGAAGUGUUCACUCCUCUAAGCGUCCGCACUCACCAGCCCUGCCCAGUGUCAUGGGGGCGUAGUGAGUGGUUUGCAAGUCGCCAGGUUAGGAAAUUACACCUGAAUACCAUACUCCUCUAAAAGACUUUACUGCUAUGAUGUUCUUCUGCCUUUUACAACCCUCUUUCAUGACUCGGUAGCAGUACCAACACUUCCAAUCAGUUUUUGACGUAGUGUAGUUAGUUUCCAGGACAUGACCCUUUAUUGCUACCACACACACGCAUCUAGUAGCGGCCAUAAAAUGGGGAUGACGAUGUGAUAAAACUUCCUGUGGCCUUUAGUAGGUAGUGCACUAAUGGACCAUGGAAUGUUUGAAUUUGUUCACCCACUGGGAUUCCAUUUUGUUUGUUUACAGUCGUAGUGGUUUCUUUUGAUUGGAAACAGAUGUUGCCAAAUACAUUCUGCAGACAUGAAAUGCUGUUUUUAAGUAGACAACGCUUUGAUGUCUCAAAUGUACACCUCCAUGUGUAGUGAAUAAUUUUUUUGCUGCACUACUUUCUGCCGAUGGUGGAUCAGCUUUGAGAUUGAAGGGAAUUUAUUGGUCGCAUUAAGAUUUUAUGAGUGCAGUCACCGAAGUAAAAAACGGGCUAACUUGUAGUAAAUGUAUAUGAAAUGAAUGUGCCCAUAUUAUUCUCAAUCUACCAUUAAUGUACAACCAUGAGUGCUUCUUAUGCCCCAUUCCAAGCACAAUAACAUCAUCAAGUGCAUCUUUUGAGGUGUCUCAGAUCUAAUGUUAUACGAUCUAGAACACAAUUGUUUCAUUAAUUUAACAUGGGAACAGGGGGUUCCCAGUAUUGUCUGGAUAUGCCUCUUGGGCCCUGUACACUACAGCAUACUGUAUUCUUAGUUCCUGUAUUAGGUUAUUUAACUAUAUUUGGGUGAAGGGCAACAAAACCAGAGUAGCCUUUGGUCUAAACAUGGGCAUUUUUUUUACUUGUUUUCGUAGCACAAUUGAUUAUAGCAGUACCAUUGCUGGUGAUGUCGUCACCCAUUGACAGCAUCCAAGCUCCUGUCAAUUAUGGUGUAAUAUACAUUUUUUUUCAUUGUUUGGUUUAUUUGUUCCUUCACUAAGUUCACUCACUGUACCGUGAAAUUAACACUAUGAAUUUAUUGUUUACCUCCUACAAUUAACACUACCUUAAUCUCCCUAAGAGCUUAGCUUUUUGCAAUUCUUAAAAUGUAUGUGCGUCAUGCUGAAAUUUAUGAUUAGAAUGCCUUUCUGUUCAUGUUGCAUAUUUACAAAUGUAUUAACUACUCGAUCAGGGUACAUGCCCACUGUAUGUAAUGAGGCCUCACACUCCAGUUUACACCCAUGUUGUGACCUUAAGUUUUAUGGCUAUAGUAAUUGAAAGCCCAUGUAUUGAUUGACAUGCAUUUUUUAUUCUUGAUAUUUAUGUUUUAUUGGUCAUGUAAAUUCAGAAUGAAUGUGAAACACUUGAAAGCGUUGAGUGAUCAAGAUAUCUCCAGAUCAGGAUCACGUUUGUCUGGCAGACUAGAACACAAUGCAAAGGCAAAUAAAUGCUUAACAUGUCAACUUUAAUACAAACUAUUCUGUAAACCUAAUAAUGUUCCUUUUAAAAUGUAUAAACCCACAAGGUUUUAUGAAAAUAAUAAAAAGAAAAUCAUACAUA
This is a messenger RNA of Gadus morhua (Atlantic cod), 2548 nucleotides long. RefSeq names its product Rac family small GTPase 1b (gene rac1b). NCBI's taxonomy places the organism in Eukaryota, Metazoa, Chordata, Actinopteri, Gadiformes, Gadidae. Bases 322 to 897 code for a protein of 191 amino acids. The transcript has 6 exons. The record is from RefSeq and is a predicted model, not a curated record. Gene Ontology annotation, molecular function: GTPase activity; GTP binding. Gene Ontology annotation, biological process: small GTPase-mediated signal transduction.